Bombina bombina (fire-bellied toad) is the source of this 4825-nucleotide messenger RNA. It is a transcript of the gene CLSPN, whose product is annotated as claspin. Gene Ontology annotation, molecular function: anaphase-promoting complex binding. Lineage: Eukaryota; Metazoa; Chordata; Amphibia; Anura; Bombinatoridae. Gene Ontology annotation, biological process: activation of protein kinase activity; mitotic DNA replication checkpoint signaling; mitotic G2 DNA damage checkpoint signaling. The transcript is spliced from 25 exons. The coding region runs from base 47 to 3919 and encodes 1290 amino acids. The record is from RefSeq and is a predicted model, not a curated record.
GGCGAGCUGUGGGUGGAUUGGCGGGAUCUGUCAUUGAGAGAGCGCUAUGGCCGUUGUGUGUGAGGAGCCGCUUCAUUUGGAGCCAGAAGGGUUUGUUUCAGAAGCUCAGAAGAGUGUGGAGAGUGACUCUGAUAGUGGUCAAGGUAGCUGCGAAAUUACUUCACCUGGAGGCUUGAGUAACAGAAUGGAUGGUUUGGAAGAUGGAGAUUCAGAUGAUGAAAUUCCAGUCGGGAAGAAAUCAAGGAAUAAAAAAAUACUUGAGGAAAGUGAUAGUGAUGCAGAGUUGGAGAAGAGAGGUAUUUCUGCCAGUGCCUCUGUGGAUAUGGAAAGUGAUCAGGAAGACAAGGAGAAUGUUUCAUUGCAUCAGAAGAAGCCAAGACGAAUCCGUACAAUGAUGCUGGAUAGUGAUGAUAGUGACAAAGAGGAGACCACAAACAAAGAAGAACCUGCAAGUGUUACAAAACUUGAGUCUGACCAGGGCUACACAGAGAAAGAGAUUUCUAAGGAACAUAAGGGGGGACAUAAAACCUCAAGAAAACAAGCUGGCAGCAUGCAGGAGAGGAUAGGGAAGAGCAAGUCAAAAAGACAAACUGAAAAAGAGGAAAACAAAAAGGGAGCCAGCAGAAAAAUUAAAAAGGAUAAAAAGCAAAAAUCAGAGGAUUUGGCUGAUGAGAGGCUUCCCUUGAAUGACAGUGGCUAUCUUCUAGCUGAUGAAGAUCUCUUUGAGACUGGGGAAGGGGUAGGAAGCGAUAUUGAAGAAGAGGAGGAAUCUUUAGAGGCCAUACGGUCUAAAGUUAAAAAGAGACUAAGCAGAAAUCAUUUUGAAGACCCUGAAGGUUUAGAGAAUGAGUUUGAAGAAACUGGAAAUAAAGAAGAGAAGAGAAAAGAAAGAAAGGCAGCACGGGUAAGCAAGGAAGCUAUGAAACAGAUACACAGUGAGACUCAGAGACUUCUCAGAGAAUCAUCUGUAUCUCUGCCUUACCACUUGCCUGAACCCAAAACAAUACAUGAUUUUUUCAAGCGUCGCCCGAGGCCAAUAUGUCAAGGGACUGCCAUGCAGCUUAUUAAGUCAGCAAAGUAUCAGCCAUUCUGCACUGAAGCAGAAACACCUUGUAAUCAAGAGAAUAAUGCAGGAAUCCAAGCAUUUAACCCUGUUUCAGUAGAAGGCAAAAUGGGAAAAGAGAUUCCGGUUGAUACUCCACAAUCAGGUGACUUGGAUGCAGAAAUAAAAGAAGGAAGUGUCGAAGAAAAUGGAGCAACAAACAGUGCUGUUAUUAAAGUAGACACUAUGAGUAGAUUACCCUCUGAGGAACCUUUGCCCAAGGCAGACUUAUGUCAGAGGGAAGUAAAUGAAAAUGCAUCUGAAUCUCAACAGGAAGUCACAGAUGUAGCAAACGAUAUGCUGGUGGAACAAAGUCAGACUACUGUGCCAAUUGUAGAAGUAACGGCACCAACACCACAAAAAGCAAAGCUGUCCAAGCUCGAAAAGCUACGUGCUCUUGGUGUGGAUCUGUCCUUAAAGCCUCGACUUUGCCCUGAUGAGGGUUCUUUUAUAAACCUGGAUGAGCCUAAAGAAAAUAAAGAACUGGAGGCUUUAAAGGAACGUUUUCUGAAGCAUACUAUGCAUAAAGCAAAGCCAGUGACAGAGAGAAAAGUAAAUCUCAACAUUAUCCGUAAAGAGACCACUGCAGAGGGAAAGGAGGAAUUAAAAACAGAAGUGGUACCUGUUGUGGUACCUGCAGAAAACAUUGAGGAGGCAAUUCAAGGAAAACCAGGCGAGAAGCUGCUUGUUCUGAAAGCAAAGCUGCAGGAGGCAAUGAAAAUACGUCGUAGUGAAGAACGUCAAAAACGCCAGGCCCUGUUUAAGUUGGACAAUGAGGAUGGCUUUGAAGACGAAGAGGAAGAAGAGAUGACAGAUGAAUCUGAAGAGGAUGUAGAAGAGGGGGAGGAAGCAGAGGAAAACUCAGAGAAUGUAGAAUAUCUCCUGGGAGAGGAAGAAGAAAAUGAAGACCUUGAAAAAAGUGAACUGGAAGACCGUGCAGCAGAAAUUCGUAUACCUGAGCCAAGACACGUGGCUGAGUCCACUCUGAUGUUGUUUAAGGACAACUCUACAAAGAUAGAGGAUUCUCUACCUGAUAAAGUGGAAAAUGAUGAAAGUGGAUGCAAGAGGAACAAUAAGAUGGAUGAGUAUUUUUUGCCACAACUGACAAAGGAAAACAGUCAUAAUAGCAGCUUUGAGUUGAUUGGGUCAAUGAUUCCUUCAUACCAGCCAUGCAACAAGUCAAACCGUGCAUCUGUUCACUCAAGCAUAGGUGGCUUCCGUUCCCCGUCUCCAGGUCUAUUCAAAGCUAGCUUCCUCAGUUCGGCGUCCAAGAGCUCUGGCAAAAUGUCUGAACCAUCUCUACCUGUGGAAGAUUCCCAAGACCUUUAUAAUGCUUCUCCUGAGCCCAAAGCUGCUUACCUUGGUGCUGGACCGGAAUCACAGUUUCACUUUUCCUUGGAAGAUGACACACAGAGUCAAUUGCUUGAUGCUGAUGGGUUUUUGAACGUUGGCCAUCACAGAAAUAAAUACAACUCUGCCAAACACAGGUUAGUCCUCGAUUCCAUGGAUGAAAAUGCCAUGGAUGCCAACAUGGGGGAGCUUCUUGAUCUCUGCUCUGGACAGUUUAAUGCUGCAUCCCAGGCUGAACCCACUCAAGCUGAUUCAAAGGUGCUGCAGAAAGAGAAUAUUGAUGAACUGCUGGAUCUCUGCUCAGGAAAAUUUGUGUCUCAAGGGGAUUGUUCAACUCAAGAUUCUUCAAAACCACAUCCUGAGACCAAGGAACAGAUUUCUGAAGCAUUCACUAACGAAAGAGAAGAUAGUGAUGAGGAUGAAGAGGAAGAGUUUGGGGAUUUUCGUCUUGUGUCUGAUGGUGGAUCAAACAGUGAAGGAGGAGAAGUAACUGAAGAUGAUAAUGAAGAUGAUAAUGAAGAUAAAGAAGCAUCUGAUGAAGAAGAGGAAGCCUUCUUGAGGCCAAAAAAGGGGAACCAAAAAAAGCUGAGGCUACAACAAUUCAUGGAGGAUGAAGCUGAGCUUUCUGGUAGUGAAGUAGGAAGUGAGGAUGAGUAUGAGGGGGAUGAAGAUGAUGAAUAUGAAGAAGAAGCCAUUGAUGAAGACCUCCCUUCAGAUGAGGAACUACAGGACCAAGUCAACAAAAUUCACAUGAAGGUUACUAUGGAUGAAGACCAGAGAAGGCUGCGUUUGUACCAAGAGCGUUACCUAGCUGAUGGAGACCUCCACAGUGAUGGGCCUGGAAGAAUGAGGAAAUUUAGGUGGAAGAAUCUAGAUGAUGCUUCUCAGCUGGACAUGUUUCGCAAAGACUCUGAGUUGGAAGAGCAGGAUGCAGAAAAUGAGGACAUAGAUGAAACAGAGUUAAAAUGGAGGAAGGAAAGAUUUGAGAGGGAACAAUGGUUUAGAGAGCAGUCUCAAGGUGGUAAAGAUAACAAAGAGGAGGAAGAGGAGAUUGGAGAGAACAGCCAGUUCAUGAAACUGGCAAAGAAGGUUACCGCAAAAGUUCUUCAAAGGAGAGUGACAUCAGAAACAAAUGAGCCGAAAAAGCUGCCUCCUAGAAAUCCUUUUGAAGUAAUAAGACCAUUUAGCCUCCCCAAGGUCCAUACAGGAUCUCUGUUGAACAAACCAAAGGAAGUACUGCAGAAACUUGCUGCAAUGUCUGAUCUGAAUCCCAAUGCACCCAGAAACUCUAGAAACUUUGUUUUUCAAACUCUGUCCCCACAAAAGAAACAAGAACCUUCAGAGAAACCCAAAUCAAAGAUCAGAAAGAACAUUACCGCUGUGACACCUUCACCAAAACGUAUCAAACUGGACAAUUCCUCUGCCACGUCAAAGAGCAGGAGUAUUUUCCCUUUCUUGGAGAAUUAAAUUAGAAUUCAAACAUUCUGUGUGACAACUACUGUGGAACAUGAAACUAAGACGGCCACUUCAUAAGCUUUCUCAAAUUAUGAUCUGCUUCACCCCUCAUGGCACCUUUGGUCUUGGAGGCUUCUAUUGGGAGCGUUCAGGUGCUGCAUGGGUAUUGUCUGAAGAUACAAUUUCAUAAAAUUUCAAAAUUCAAGAUGAAUUCUCUCCAGCAGUUAAACUGUGUGUAGAUUUACUUUUUCACUGUAAAUUUCUGUAUAUAUUUUUGUGGUUGUGACAAAUAGCCCUUUCCUGACACCAUUCAUGAUAGUUUCGCCAAUUACUAAAGACCUGGGUUAAAAUUCGGAAAAGGAUUUUGCUUUUGACUUAUUACUGUCCACUUAUACACAGAGGUACGUUAUUUGCGUUAAAUCUAAUCAGUUAAGUAAACACUGACAUUUGAGUUAGUAAUUCAUAUUAAGGGUUACUAUUAUGAACGUUUUCUUCAAAUGUAAAGCAACGCAUGACCUACCUCAACCUGGUGACGUUUUAACGACCGUAAACUACUGUGGCCAUUCCCAUGUUAGACUGCUUGGUCACUUAGCAGCCAGCCUUUAAUAAUUUUGUAGAUAUAUAUUUAUAUAUUUUUUUUUUAUCAACAAGUAUAUUUUUAAUAAAAUCAAAUGCUCAGCUACCUCAGAUCUUAUGUAAUUUUUUUUAUGGCACUUAAAUUGUGAAAGGCUAACCCCAGUGUAGUUUUUUGCUGCAGAAAAACGUUUGACUAUACACUUAUCGGUUUGCUUAAAAUGGUGGAGAUUCAAAGGUUUGUUUUAAAAUGUAUAUGUAAUAUCUUGUCUUGUAAAGUUUUUAUUGUAUAUUCUUAUAAAAUUCUUUUUGUUGUGAUUUUAUAAAUAAACAUGUUUAAAUUAA